UCCUAUACACUUUUUGUUUUCUUUUUACUACCCAACAACAAUGCCAAAUUUUAAACCAUUUGAUCUUCACAUAACUUGUCUUCUCAUUCUUCUACUUCUCAUCAAUUGUCACCAAAUUCAUUGCCACACAAAAGGACUUAGGCUAAAAAAAAAUAAAGGUAUUAAGCAACAAAAUGUCAACAAGACACAAGUUCAACAUUCAGAAGAACAAUUUAUGCAAUGGGUACAAUUUGUUGGAAGUUUAAAACAUUCACUUUUUAAGACAGCAAAAAAUAAAUUGUUCCCUUCUUAUACACUUAGAGUUGAUAAAAAUCCAGCUCAUGGUGAUUUUACUUCAAUUCAAGAUGCCAUUGAUUCUCUUCCAUUUAUCAAUCUUAUUAGGGUUGUCAUCAAGGUCCAUGCAGGAGUUUACACGGAGAAAGUAAACAUACCACCAUUCAAAUCAUUCAUAACCAUAGAAGGUGAAGGGGCAGAUAAUACAAUAAUUCAAUAUGGAGAUACAGCACAAACAAUUGGACCAAAUGGAAAACCUCUUGGCACUUUUGGUUCAGCAACUUUUGCUGUAAAUUCACCUUAUUUUCAAGCCAAGAAUAUUACUUUCAAGAAUACAACACCAAUUCCACCACCAGGAGCAAUAGGAAAACAAGCAGUAGCAUUUCGAAUAUCAGCAGAUACAGCAGCAUUUGUAGGGUGUAAAUUUUUGGGUGCACAAGAUACACUUUAUGAUCAUUUGGGAAGACAUUAUUAUAAAGAUUGUUAUAUUGAAGGCUCUGUGGACUUCAUAUUUGGCAAUGGCCUUUCUUUCUUUGAG
Molecule: messenger RNA, 811 nt
Organism: Capsicum annuum
Lineage: Eukaryota; Viridiplantae; Streptophyta; Magnoliopsida; Solanales; Solanaceae
Product: probable pectinesterase 53
Biological process (GO): cell wall modification
Molecular function (GO): pectinesterase activity
Source: RefSeq, a predicted model, not a curated record